AUGGAGCACAUCAUCGACAUCGGAAAAGGGCGGUUAUCUGUCGACGACCUCCGAAAAGGCCAGAUAUUUGGAUCGGCCCGCAAGGUCCCCCAGGCAUACCCGGACCACAGGGUAUUCCCGGGCCCCAGGGCGUACCGGGUGAUCCCGGUGCUCCUGGCCCUCAAGGCAUGGAUGGCGCUCAGGGGGCACCAGGCGCUCGAGGCAUGCCCGGUCCACAAGGGAUUCCCGGCUCUCAGGGCUUUCCGGGCCAUCAAGGACCUCCUGGACGUGACGGGAGGGAUGGGAUAUCUGGCAAAGAUGGAGCACAAGGACCAAAGGGCGAUAUGGGGCCUCAAGGAGAGCAAGGUGAACCAGGAGAGAUGGGGCCACCUGGUGAAGAUGGCUUACCAGGAGAGCCAGGAGAGCCAGGAGAGCCAGGAGUGCCAGGAGGGCAGGGCGAGAAGGGCGAGAAGGGUGACCCAGGUAAUCCAGGCGAAAAAGGUGACCGAGGAGAGCAGGGCGAACCGGGGUGCAGAGGACCACAGGGUGAGAGAGGAAUACCUGGAGAAAGAGGUUGCCAGGGUGAGAGAGGAAUACCUGGAGAAAGAGGAUGUCCGGGCCAGAGAGGAACACCUGGGGAAAGAGGAUGCCCGGGCGAGAGAGGGAUACAGGGAGUACAAGGAUUGCAAGGCUUCCCGCUGCAUUGCUUACCUGCCGAGCCGAGACGACCCGGUGGCAUCAGCAUGA
Molecule: messenger RNA, 726 nt
Organism: Diaporthe citri
Lineage: Eukaryota; Fungi; Ascomycota; Sordariomycetes; Diaporthales; Diaporthaceae
Exons: 2
Coding region: 1-726 (241 amino acids)
Source: RefSeq, a predicted model, not a curated record